Molecule: messenger RNA, 1470 nt
Organism: Lasiodiplodia theobromae
Lineage: Eukaryota; Fungi; Ascomycota; Dothideomycetes; Botryosphaeriales; Botryosphaeriaceae
Product: Dynactin subunit 2 protein
Exons: 3
Coding region: 1-1470 (489 amino acids)
Biological process (GO): mitotic spindle organization
Cellular component (GO): cytoplasm; dynactin complex
Source: RefSeq, a predicted model, not a curated record
AUGGCCCAAAACCGCAAGUACGAGAACUUGCCCGACCUCGACCGCGAUGCACCAGACAUCUACGAGACGCCCGAGCUAACGGAGGACACCACGUUGCCGAGCUCCACCGCCCGCUCCCCCUCGCAAGCAUCCUCCUACGACGAAUCCGACGAUGGGCUUUCCAACAUUGACCGCCGCCAUCUCGAGCCCGGCGACGCGCGCGCAAUCUUCCAGCCCGCCCGCGUCGACGCCAAGGGGGUUGACUUCUCGGAUCGGAUACGCCGGCAACGUCGUUCGUAUCGCACGGCGUCGAGGCGGCACCGGCGGGGUAGCCGCGGCAGCGACGACGAGUACGGCGAUUUCAGCGACGAGGACGAUGAGACGCUGGAGCGGAAGCUGGCGAGGCUAAGGCGGGAGGUUGAGGAAGUGAAGCAAGAGGUCGAGCUGCGAGAGCAGAUGAAGAAAGAAGGCAGCGGGGUGACUGAAGGAGAAGAGGCCGAAGAGGGUGGGGAACAACCGGCCGCCACCGCUGGAGAGGAAGAAGAUGAGGAGGAUCCGGCGGAGGGCAUUGCUAAGCUGAGCGAGAUGCUGGAUGCCGUAUACGUGCAGCGCCAGGGCGGCGUCAAGGGUGCGGAGGCACAGUUUACGCGCACGCUGAAACGGUUCGCACGGCCGGCAGCGGAUGCAACAACCACGAUACCGCAGACGACAACCGGAAUCACGGUCACGGCGGCAUCAGAACAGGCCGCGCAAGCCCUGUCGCGUGCAGCCGACUUCGACGCCCGCCUUUCGCAGCUAGAGAAGGCGCUCGGCCUCAAUGCCAACAACAUGCCUGACAUCGCCACGCACCCGCCCAAGAGCAUCCUGCACAAUCUCGACACGCUAGAGCGCCAACUUCAGACCAUCUCUGAGGUUUCAACAUCCUCCCUUGAUGCCGCCAGCCGUCGCGUGCAGAAACUCACACAGGAGGCAGAGCGCCUUGACGAGCUUCGCCGGUCGGCGCGUGCCUCACAGGACGGCGUCUCAUCCCCCGUCAGCGCGACGGGUUCGCGGCAGCGCAGCGACACUAUCUCUGCGAGUGCCGUCGCAGCAGCUGCCGGUGUAGCCGCCGGUGCGGGAGGAGCGGCGGACGCUGGCCCACCACCCGAGAUGAUGGGCGCCUACAUCGAGGACCCGGAGCGUGUAGCUAAGAUCAACGCCCUAUACGGCACACUCACGACCAUCGAGAGUCUGUCACCGACGCUCCCGCUCGUGCUCGAGCGCCUGCGCACCCUGCGCCUUAUCCACACCAGCGCCGGCACCGCCGCAGCCACCCUUGACGAGCUCGAGAAGCGUCAGGGUGAGCAAGCCGAGGAGAUUCGCCAGUGGAGCGAGGCACUUACCAAGGUCGAGGAGAACCUCAAGCAAGGCGAGGGCACCCUACAGGACAACAUCAAGACCGUUGGCGACUGGGUUAGGGAUCUGGAGGCGAGGAUCGCAAAGUUUGCCUGA